Molecule: messenger RNA, 1355 nt
Organism: Lycium barbarum (goji berry)
Lineage: Eukaryota; Viridiplantae; Streptophyta; Magnoliopsida; Solanales; Solanaceae
Exons: 8
Coding region: 99-1355 (418 amino acids)
Source: RefSeq, a predicted model, not a curated record
AAAAUUCUCACUCCAUAACUUUCACACACUCUCUCACUCUAAAAAAAUUCUCAAAAUCUGAAAUCAGUUUGCAUUUGCUCGUGUGAAAUUGUUUAGCAAUGGCUAGGCCAAGAAGGUUCAAGGUUGCACCACCUGAAGCUGGUUCUGCAUCACAAACUUCGUCUAAUGGUAGUGAUCAUGUUAGCAUGCCACCGACACAUGGGCCUGAGCAUGCUUCAUCUGAAUCUGAUUCAUCGGAUGAUGAUGAUGUCCCUCCUACUUCUAGUGAGACUACUGCAAGUAAGAAGAAGAGCUAUUGGAUUGUCAGUCUUAUUGAUGAGGGUGGUACCAUUACAGAAAGAAGACUGAAGGUGCGAGAUAUUUGGUCACUUCCUACGGGUAAAAGAAUUAUCAUCCCGUGCAAUGAGCUUGGCCAACCAAUAGAUGAUGCAGGUGGUCUCUUGGGUGGCUUCAUGGGAGAUUUAGGGUCUGACUUUUCUAAAUUUCCUAUGUGUUACAAGUCAUGGCGUAAGGUUCCUGUUAACUACAAGAAUAGCGUAUAUGACGACAUUAUACAGAAGAAGAUUCUUGUGGAGGAUGGUCGAUUAAGAGACUAUAUGAUGAAGAGUAUUGGAAAGACAUGGAAAAAUACUAGAUGUUCUCUCUAUCAUCGCUUUUAUAAAGAGUCACUGACUUUUGAGGAAAAUGUUGCAAGACGUCCUGGUGGAAUUGAUCUUGACCAAUGGACAUGGUUUCUUCAAUACCGCAAGGAUAAGAAAACACAGAAGAUGUGCAAGCAGAAUGCUGAAAAUCGACGGAAGCAAACUUACACACACACUAAUGGUUCAAAAAGCUUACCUAGGAGAAAGGUUGAAGAGGAGCGUAAACGUGGGAGACCAAUGAGUAGAGGAGAGUUGUGGCCCUUGACUCACAAACGGAAAAACUCGACAUAUAUGAAUGAAGCAGCCAAGCUUAUUGGUGAGCAAAUAGAGAGGAUUGAAAGUCAGGAUGAUGUGUCAAAGAAAAUUUCAGAAUUUGAUUCACUUGCACAAGUGUUAGGAAAGGAACACGCUGGUCGGGUUCGAGGAGUGGGUUUUGGGUCGACACCUACUCAAGUGUUUGGCCAAACAACCUAUCAAUUUAAUGGUGUAUCUUCAACACAAGCUAAUCGAGAUCAUGAAAUGGAGGAGAUGAAGUUGAAGAUGCAGGAGCUUCAAUCAGUGGUGGAAAGUGAGAGAUCUAGAAGGCGAGCUCUUGAGAACUUUCUAACAAGAUAUAUAGUCCAACAAGGAAUGGAAUUGCCGGCUGAGUUGGCUGAUAUGGGUAGUGCUGCGAUUUGUGGGGUCCAUGUUCCACGUUUAUCACUAAUACCGUGA